Phalaenopsis equestris is the source of this 1803-nucleotide messenger RNA. RefSeq names its product glyceraldehyde-3-phosphate dehydrogenase GAPCP2, chloroplastic. Gene Ontology annotation, molecular function: NAD binding; oxidoreductase activity, acting on the aldehyde or oxo group of donors, NAD or NADP as acceptor; NADP binding. The transcript has 14 exons. The record is from RefSeq and is a predicted model, not a curated record. Lineage: Eukaryota; Viridiplantae; Streptophyta; Magnoliopsida; Asparagales; Orchidaceae. Gene Ontology annotation, biological process: glucose metabolic process. Bases 364 to 1659 code for a protein of 431 amino acids.
CCCAUUCUUGUUGAUGAAUUAACGCACGUGCCCCCCGCCUGAAUGUGUCCGUGAUCCAACGGCGAAGAGCACGCGCCGAGGACCGAACGGUCAUCUGAACGGCCAUUGAUGGGCUCCACCGGUUCGGCCGAUCUUCUUCCGGUUUCAAAGGUUAAGCCGCCUGCCGCAAGAUCUAGCCAAUCAGCAAUUCAAAGCAACUUUCACGAAAUUGCCUCUCGAAACCCUUCCGCAGCCAUAAAUCCCCCGCCCACCAACCUCUGUAAUCUUCUGCUUACCUUCAAUUUCCGCCUAUAGGUCUCGUUGUCGUUUGGGGAGAAGAGAAAGAGGGGAGGUAACUACGCAUUGCUAGUCGUAAUUCUUAUAAUGGCUUUCUCCACUCUCCUAAGAUCCGCCAUUCCUCUUCCCGAAGCUUACCGUGAUUAUUUGCAUGCCGAUUCAAUAGUUCGAGCUCCGGAGCCGUUCAAGGUUUUUUGUCGGAGAAGGAGAUCUAGCGCCGGCUCUGCUUGCAUCCGUUCAAGUGCCUUACGUUCUACGCUUUCUUCGGGCGUGGUUUCAUUACAGGCAACUAGUGAAAUAAGCUUUCAGCCCGCCAAGUCCACAGCAACCGAAGCACCUCUGGUCGUUCCAAGAUCAUCAAGUGAUGGAAGGGCAAAGAUUGGCAUCAAUGGUUUUGGUCGUAUUGGGAGGUUGGUCUUACGCAUAGCUGUUUCAAGAGAUGACAUUGACGUGGUGACUAUCAAUGAUCCAUUUGUUGAUGCUAAAUAUAUGGCAUAUAUGUUCAAAUAUGAUUCAACACAUGGUGUAUUCAAGGGAACCCUGAAGGUUGUGGAUGAGUCGACAUUAGAGAUCAAUGGAAAGAGAGUUGCUAUCACUAGCAAAAGAGAUCCAGCAGAGAUCCCUUGGGGUGAUUUUGGUGUUGAAUAUGUGGUUGAAUCUUCAGGUGUUUUCACUACCAUGGGAAAAGCAUCAGCUCACUUAAAGGGUGGUGCUAAGAAGGUGGUAAUAUCAGCUCCAUCAGCUGACGCACCUAUGUUUGUUGUGGGAGUGAAUGAGAAUACAUAUCAAUCAAGCAUGAACAUAGUUUCUAAUGCAAGUUGCACAACUAAUUGCCUUGCGCCCUUAGCUAAGGUGGUUCAUGAAGAGUUUGGUAUUGUUGAGGGUCUCAUGACAACCGUACACGCAACUACAGCCACACAGAAGACUGUUGAUGGUCCCUCAAUGAAGGACUGGAGGGGAGGCCGUGGAGCGAGUCAGAACAUCAUCCCUAGUUCAACUGGUGCGGCGAGGGCAGUUGGAAAGGUUCUUCCUGAGCUCAAUGGAAAGCUCACUGGCAUGGCCUUCCGUGUUCCAACACCAAAUGUUUCAGUCGUGGACCUAACUUGCCGGCUUGAGAAAGAUGCAUCAUAUGAGGACGUCAAGGCAGCUAUCAGGUUUGCAUCAGAGGGUCCCCUGAAGGGAAUCCUUGGGUACACCGAUGAAGAUGUUGUUUCUAAUGAUUUCAUUGGCGAUUCCAGGUCAAGCAUCUUUGAUGCUAAGGCUGGAAUGGGAUUGAGCUCUCAGUUCAUGAAAUUUGUAUCAUGGUAUGACAACGAGUGGGGUUACAGCAACCGAGUGUUGGAUCUGAUAGAGCACAUGUCCCUUGUCUGUGCUCAUAAUUGAAGCAUGAUUUUUGGGUAGAAACAGAUGCAAAUGAUGCUUGCUGCUUGCUUCUCCAAGAAUUUUUUCGAUGCCAACAUUUUUUUUAUUAUUAUUUAAUGGUUUUAUUUUUUAGAAGAGCAGGCUGCAUUUCUGAUUAAUAUGCCA